AUGGAUGAUAUUGAUGAUAAGGAUGAUGAUGAUGGUGAUCCGGAAGAUGAUGAAAACGAUUUGAGUGAUAGUUCGGACGAUUACCAUAGUGACGAUGAUUAUUCUGGAAAAGAAAAUGAUGAUCAUGAUCAUGAUGAUCAUGAAGAUGAAGAUGAUCAUGAGCAAGAUGAAGAAGAAGAUGAUAAUGAUGAUAAUUAUGAUGGUGAUGAUGAUGAUGAGGAUGAUGAGGAUGAGGAUGAUGAUGAUGAUGAUGAUGAUGAUGAUGAUGAUGAUGAUGAUGAUGAUGAUGAUGAUGAUGAUGAUGAUGAUGAUGAUGAUGAUGAUGAUGAUGAUGAUGAUGGUGAUGAUGAUGAUGAUGAUGAUGAUGAUGAUGAUGAUGAUGAUGAUGAUGAUGUUGAGGAUGAUGAUGAUGAUGAUGAUGAUGAUGAUGAUGAUGAUGAUGAUGAUGAUGAUGAUGAUGAUGAUGAUGAUGGUCAUGAUGAAGAUGACGUUGAUGAUGAUGAUGAUGGUGAUGUUGAUGAUGAUGAUGAUGAUGAUGAUGAUGAUGAUGGUGAUGAUGAUGAUGAUGAUGGUGAUGAUGAUGAUGAUGUUGAUGAUGAUAGUGAUACUGAUGAUGAUGAUGAUGAUGAUGCCGAUGAAAAUUACUAUGAUUUUGAUGAUGAUCAUGAUGUUGAUGGUGGUUAUGUUGAUGAUUAUAUAGUGAUCACGAUGAUGACGAUGAUAAUAUUAAUGAUAAUGAUAAAGACGCUGAUGAUUAUGAUUAUAAUGAUGAUGGUGAUAUUACUGAUGAUGUUGAUGAUGUUGUUGUAUGAUUCGGAUGGUUAUGAUGAUCGAGGUGAUGAUUCGAAUGUUGAAUAUGACGAUUGUGAACUUGACGAUUAUGAUCAUAAUGCUGAAAGUUAUGAUGAUGAUGUGGAUAUGAUCAUGAUGAUGUUGGUGAUCGUGAUGAUGAUGAUGAAACUGAUAAUGUUCAUGAUGGGGUGGAAAUGA
Molecule: messenger RNA, 990 nt
Organism: Fasciola hepatica (liver fluke)
Lineage: Eukaryota; Metazoa; Platyhelminthes; Trematoda; Plagiorchiida; Fasciolidae
Source: the annotation of a GenBank genome assembly